Phyllostomus hastatus (greater spear-nosed bat) is the source of this 1831-nucleotide messenger RNA. It is a transcript of the gene GPR25, whose product is annotated as G protein-coupled receptor 25. Gene Ontology annotation, cellular component: membrane. The record is from RefSeq and is a predicted model, not a curated record. Lineage: Eukaryota; Metazoa; Chordata; Mammalia; Chiroptera; Phyllostomidae. Gene Ontology annotation, molecular function: G protein-coupled receptor activity. The transcript has a single exon. Gene Ontology annotation, biological process: G protein-coupled receptor signaling pathway; immune response. The coding region runs from base 1 to 1071 and encodes 356 amino acids.
AUGCCCCCCACCCAGCCCUGGAGCCCCAGCCCGGAGGCGGCGUCCUGGGACUACUCGGGGUCCGGGUCCGGCGCCCUGGAGGAGGAGCUGGAGCUGUGUGCGUCCUGGGAGCUGCCCUACGCCCGCGUCUUCGUCCCCACGCUCUACCUGGCCGCUUUCGCCGUCGGCCUGCUGGGCAACGGCCUGGUGCUGCGGCUGCUGGCCCGGCGGCGCGGCCCGCGGCGUCUGGCGGACACCUUCGUGCUGCACCUGGCAGCCGCCGACCUGGGUCUGGUGCUGACGCUCCCGCUAUGGGCCACGGCGGCGGCAUGGGGCGGCCGCUGGCCCUUCGGCCGCGCGCUGUGCAAGCUGAGCGGCUUCGCACUGGCCGCCUCGCGCUGCGCAGGCGCGCUGCUGCUGGCCGGCCUGGCCGCGGACCGCUACCUGGCCGUAGCCCGGCCGCCCAGAGCGCGCCCGCUGCGCUCCCCACGGUGCGCGCGCACCCUGUGCCUGGGCGCCUGGGCCGCGGCGCUGCUGGUCGGCUUGCCCGCCCUGGUCUCCCGCGACCUGCAGCCGCGGCCCGAAGGCCCGGGCAGCCAGUGCGGGGAGCUGCCCUCGGACUCCCUCCAGGCCCUCACGCUGCUGCUGCUGCUGCUCACCUGCGCGCUGCCCCUGGGCGCCACCUUCUUCUGCUACUGCCGCCUGGCGCACCGUCUUCGCCAGCCGCGGCCCCUGGGCCGCGCCCCUGCCACCCCGCUGCGCAUCAUCUGCGCCGUCGAGGGCGCCUUCGUGGGCUCCUGGCUGCCCUUCAGCGCCCUGCGCGUCGUCCUCCACCUGGCGCACCUCGGGGCGGUGCCCCUGCCCUGCCGCCUGCUGUGGGCGCUGCGCUGGGGCCUCACCAUCGCCACUUGCCUGGCCUUCGGCCACAGCUGCGCCAACCCGCUCAUCUACCUGCUGCUGGACCGCUCCUUCCGAGUCCGGGCCUGGCGCCUGGCGCACGGGCGCAGCCCGGGGACUUCGAGCUCCGGGGACCCGGCCGGAAGCUGGGGACAGGCGCACACGGACAGCCCCGCCGAGGCGGGUCCAGCCUGAGGGCAGCCCGGGGAGGCGGCUGGAUCCCCCAGACCAGACGCAUCUCCCCUGCCGGCAGCGCGCCGCCCGGCCAGCACCAGGGACUCCUCCGCCGUCGCCCUCCCCGACCUCGGGGCCCCAGGAGCUCCCCCAGCCAGGCGGCAGGGCGGCGGUCUCUCAGCCCAGUGGCCGCCUGGGCCGACUCCCUCUAGGCUGCGCCACCAGCAGACCGCAGCCAGGACGCCCAGGGCCCACCAGGUCCAGGAGAGGGGAGUGGGCUUCUUCUCUGCCCUCAGCAGCAGCAGCAGCAGCACCAGCCGCAACCUCCACCUCAGACCCGAAGCUGCUGUCUCCAGCCAUGGUGCCUGCAGAGCCCCCGCGUCCUGAGAAACACCUUCUCCGCGUCAGACCACGGGCCUCUGCCUCUCCAGAAAGCUCCAGGGACCGUGGGAACAGGCCGCCCUCCUGCGUGUCACCCUCGCAGACCUCGCCGUGUGGGUUAGUCACGUCAGCUCAGGUUUUCAGUUUCAGAGUUCACCAAAGCCCUGGGAACCAGCCCCGGCGCGAGCUGCCUGGUGAAUCCACCCGGCGACUUCCCCGAAGGGCUGCCCUGGGUGGACACCCUCGCCCCGCUCCGCGGAGCUCACCUGGCAGCCGCCGGGGCCCUUCCCUGGGGUGGGGGAACCGGGGAUCCCUCACUCAGCAGACGGUCAGGUCCUCUGUCACACGGCCGGGGACCCCGGAAUGUUCUGUGCGGGUUCCCCUUUCUCAAUAAACGCUG